Neolamprologus brichardi is the source of this 3104-nucleotide messenger RNA. RefSeq names its product dishevelled-binding antagonist of beta-catenin 2 (gene dact2). Gene Ontology annotation, biological process: negative regulation of nodal signaling pathway. Gene Ontology annotation, cellular component: cytoplasm. NCBI's taxonomy places the organism in Eukaryota, Metazoa, Chordata, Actinopteri, Cichliformes, Cichlidae. The record is from RefSeq and is a predicted model, not a curated record.
GGUAGUUUAAAAUCCAAACAGCACAACAAGAGCCGGGAGAGAAGGGAAGCGGUUAUCCUUAACGACACUGUGUUUCUGGAUGUUCCCGGGCGGCGCUGAUCAUUCAGCAUGCUGAGCAGGAAGGGCUCUUGUACGGGGAUGUUGAGCGCAGCAGCCGUAGUGGACCGCAGCAGGGUCGGAGAGAGGCUGCAGGCUGCUCUGGCAGGGCUGCACGAGCUGCAGCUUCUCCGGGACAGACAGAGCGAUAUGGUGAACUGGGCGCUGAGAGUCGACCAAGAGGAACCGGUCACUUCGGUCAUGGGGGCCGAGGAGCAGCGACUGGAGGCGACCCUGACAGCCCUGAAGCAACAGCUGUCUCGUCUUCGAAAGCAGGAUGUGGGCCUGAAGACUCACUUGCAGCAGCUGGACCAGCAGAUCAGUGAGCUGAAGCUGGAUGUGAGCAAGGCCUCCACGGAGCAGCUGGAGAGUGACAGCAGGCCAAGUUCAGGUUUCUAUGAGCUCAGUGAUGGCGGCUCUUGCUCCCUGUCAAACUCGUGCAAUUCAGUGUACAGCGAGAGCCUGUCAUCUUCACAAACAAGCCUUCUCCUCGCUCCCAUGAGCCCUUCUAAUUGUCACGUUAGCCCUCCACCACCACAAGUUGAUGUAUGCCGCCGACGUUCUGCUGAUGAGAGCACUACCCAGCCUAACCCUCCGCGGGGUUCAGGCCUUCAUCUGGGCAGCAGCAGGAUCCGUGCAAGCGCUACAGGCUCCGAACAGGCACGGCCAAGACCUGUGUCAACUGGUGAUCUUGACAGAAUGCUGGCUCAAGUUCCAGGCUACUACAAGUCUGCGGAUGCAAAGAAACCCCCAAUGUGUCCAAACCUUAAGACCUCCACAGGGGACCCAAAGUUUCAGCGCAACCUGGAGUCCCGCAUUGGGACUGAAAAGUACCACUAUCCCAGCCCCCUGCACGCAGUGGCUCUCCAGAGUCCCAUCUUUUCCAAUGGGGGUGAAGCAAGCAUGUAUGGACUACUAGAGGGUCAAGGACCCCCAGGAAACAAUUACAACACCCUAGAAAAGGCCUAUGAGACAAAGACACUGACACAUUACAUUGACAACCUUCUCCAGCGCAGCCUGAGCAAAAUCCAGAGUGACGCAGGAAGUCGAACUCUGGAGAAACACAGUGACUAUUGCAGGAAACCCAUUGAAGAUAAAAGUGUUUUUUCUGAAGUGGCUCAAAAAGAGGUGCUUAUGCUGCAGCCUCCUCCAACUAAGAUGACAAACAUCAUUCCAUUAGACUUCACCGAGAAGAGACACUGCAUGGCAUACUCCAGCCAAGAGCUAGUCGAUAUUGCAGACCAUAGACAGUCGGUGAGAGGCCCACAGGUGCCACAGCAGUACUCCUAUCCUGCUGCCAUAAAGGAGUACAGCUCUGAUGAGGUCACCUAUUCAUCGCUGAAGAGAAAUGAUAAACCACAAGAAAGGUAUGGCAGUGUAGCAAAGAGCCUUUCUGACAAACGAUGUGGAGAAAAUCCAGAGCCAAGGCCGCAAGAUAGGAAGGAUCACAGGCAAAGACCGGUGAUGACCCAUAGCUCUAGUGCAGAGGAAAGUCAAGGCUUUGAGGUUCAUAGCAGUCACACAGCUUCACCUGAGUUUGUCCAUGCCAAAUUUGUCCCUGCGGGAUCUCAGAAGGUCAAAGUUAGGCAGGCAGAUCGUAAAAGCAAGGCUUUGAAACUGAAAAGGAAAACCAACGAGAAGCCUCGAGCUGCGAGGCACCAAAACUUUGACUCCUUCUGUGAGAGGACCAGAGAGAUGAGCACUGGAAGAAAGGGAGACCACAGAAGAUCGGGAAAGGGGAAAGCGACCCAGAAAAAUCCCACCUGUCAAACAGAGGGAUACAGACAGGGUUCAGGCUCAGACUCCAGCCUCUACAGUCCUGGACUCAUGUCUGCCCACAAGACCCACCCAAAGUCGCAUCCCAGCCAUCUGGUUACAAAGUCCAGCAAAAGCCCCAGACUACAGUCUCUGGAGUAUGAGCAGCCUGUAGAGCAGAGGAAGAAGAGGCAGAUGACUGCCAAAUGGCCUUCUGAUGCGGACAUGUUCCUGGCCUCGUGUGGUCAGCGUCUGAGGUCAAAAGAGCUCCACGCUCUGGCACCAGGGAGCAUGCAGAUGGUCCGGAGUAUGAGUGCCAAGCCAGGCCAGUGGAUACGACCUGCACUCCCCUUCCAGUCCUCCGUGUCUUCUAGCUCUUUUCUCCACAGUCUUAAUGCCAAAUACCCUCCAGCACCCUUUCACGUUACCAGUCACUACCCUCCAAGGUGUGAGUCUGAGUAUUCAGCUGAAUGCGCCUCACUGUUUCACUCCACCAUCGCUGAAAGCAGCGAGGGAGAGAUGAGCGAUAACACCACCAACCGCUUCGGAGAUAGCGAGUCCAGCCAAAGCUUCCAAUCCUUCUCAGACUCCGACAGCAGCCUGUCCCUGUACGAGGGAGAGCAGGCAGAAAGCCACGAUGAGGAGGGAAGCAUGGUGUGGGCUGAGGCUGCGCUGGGACCCACCGCAGCUGGAAGGCCCCUCAAGCAGCUCCCACCCCGCCCCGAGCCCGCAGCCUGCCGCAUCAAAGCUUCCAGAGCCCUGAAGAAGAAGAUUCGUCGGUUCCAGCCAGCCUCCUUAAAGGUCAUGACCCUGGUGUAGAAGAGUUUCCUCCAGGCACAAUGAGAAUUCCUGGGAAAAACACAGAGAGCUUUAGCCUCCCAGAACUGUUAAGAUCUAAUGCAGUCUAUUGUAAGAAAACCCCUAAUUCAAGUUGGAUCGCAUUUGUGCACUGAGUGUGUAAUUACUAUGACAAAAAACACAGAAAAACAACAACAAUGUAUGAAUGAAAGUGUAAAAAAAUCACUGUAUGUACUGCAUGUAUAAAAAUGCAACCCUUACACUUAAUUAUUUUAAAAUACAUAUUGCUAUAAUGGAAUUUUCUCAUAGCUUGCAGCUGCAUUGAACAAUUUUAUUUCUCUGUCUUAUAACUCUCUGUACAUGAGAAAUAAAUCUUGUUUAGUUACUAUUUUACUUUCACUUGGCUGAUUGCUUAUAGUUAAUCAUCUUAUUUGAAUAAACUGAUAUUUAAUGUA